AUGGCAUUGGAGGCGGGGAGCAGCGGCGGCGGCGGGAGGGGAUGGGGCGGCGGGUUCCGGAGCCUGAUGCGGCGGAAGCAGGUGGACUCCGAUCGGGUCCGCGCCGAGGGCCAGCCGCAGCUCGCCAAGGAGCUCAACGUGCCGGAGCUGGUCGCCAUCGGGGUUGGUUCCACAGUUGGAGCUGGAGUAUACGUUCUUGUGGGAACAGUUGCUAGGGAGCACGCUGGUCCUGCAUUGACAAUUUCAUUUCUGAUAGCUGGAAUAGCAGCCGCGCUUUCAGCUUUCUGUUAUGCUGAGCUUGCUAGUCGUUGCCCCUCUGCUGGAAGUGCCUACCAUUAUUCAUACAUCUGUGUUGGAGAAGGUGUUGCCUGGUUGAUUGGCUGGGCUCUUGUGCUGGAAUAUACUAUUGGUGGAUCUGCUGUUGCCCGUGGCAUAUCUCCAAAUUUAGCAUUGUUUUUUGGAGGACAGGAUAGUCUGCCAUGGAUUUUAGCACGCCAUCAGCUUCCAUGGUUUGGUAUCAUUGUUGACCCCUGCGCAGCUGCUCUUGUUUUUGUUGUGACUGUUUUACUGUGCGUGGGAAUUAAAGAGAGUUCAUUUGCACAAGGAGUUGUAACAGUUCUGAAUGCUUGUGUAAUGAUAUUUGUUAUUGUGGCUGGUAGUUAUAUUGGCUUCCAAAUAGGAUGGGUCGGCUACAAGGUUUCUGACGGGUAUUUCCCACAUGGAGUAAAUGGAAUGCUUGCUGGAUCAGCAACUGUUUUCUUUGCAUACAUAGGCUUUGAUACAGUCGCUAGUACAGCUGAAGAGGUAAAGAAUCCACAGAGAGAUCUGCCAUUGGGAAUUGGAGUAGCAUUGGCUAUUUGCUGUGCGUUGUAUAUGGCUGUUUCUGUCGUUAUUGUUGGGCUGGUACCGUAUUUCGCCAUGGACCCAGAUACUCCUAUUUCAUCAGCCUUCACAAAACAUGGAAUGCAAUGGGCCAUGUAUGUUGUGACAAGUGGUGCUGUUCUUGCACUCUGCUCGACCUUGAUGGGUUCACUUCUUCCACAGCCUAGAAUACUUAUGGCCAUGGCACGAGAUGGUCUGUUGCCAUCCUUCUUCUCUGAUGUUAACAAACAAACUCAAGUACCUGUUAAGAGCACAAUUGUGACUGGCAUCUUUGCAGCUGCUCUGGCUUUUGCAAUGGAUGUUUCACAGUUAGCAGGAAUGGUCAGUGUAGGCACACUCCUUGCAUUCACCAUAGUUGCUGUCUCAAUCUUGAUACUCAGAUAUGUCCCUCCGGAUGAGGUCCCUUUGCCACCCUCUAUGCAAGAAUCAUUCCGUUUGAACCAGGAAUGCGAUGAGGAAACAGACAGGGGCCUUCUUGGCGUUGGGAACUGUAAUUUGUCUCAGACAAAGGAUGUGAUUGUGGUAGUAGAAUCAGUGAAGGACCCUCUCAUUGAUAAAAGACUGCAUAAAGGCAAGAUGGAUGAGACGAAACGCCGAAAGAUAGCCUCUUUAAGCAUAGCGUCUGUGUGUGCAGGGGUUCUGAUCCUCACAUCUUCAGCCUCUACCACAUGGUUGCCUUUUCUCCCGAUAUGUAUUGGCUGCAUCAUUGGAGUUGUGCUCCUUCUGGCUGGCCUCAGCUUGCUCUCCUGGAUCGACCAAGAUGCUGGCAGGCACUCUUUUGGUCAUUCCGGAGGAUUCACAUGCCCUUUUGUUCCAGUGCUACCAGUUUUGUGUAUCCUGAUAAAUACGUAUCUGUUGAUAAACCUGGGUGGUGACACAUGGAUGAGGGUUGGCAUAUGGCUGCUGAUGGGUGUUCUUGUGUACGUUUUCUAUGGACGAACCCACAGCUCCCUAACAGAUGUCGUCUACGUUCCGGUAGCGCAAGCUGAUGAGAUAUACAGGAGUUCAUCAGGAUAUGUAUCAUAG
This is a messenger RNA of Miscanthus lutarioriparius, 1908 nucleotides long. The record is from the annotation of a GenBank genome assembly. NCBI's taxonomy places the organism in Eukaryota, Viridiplantae, Streptophyta, Magnoliopsida, Poales, Poaceae.